Abrus precatorius (Indian licorice) is the source of this 3518-nucleotide messenger RNA. Its product is annotated as pentatricopeptide repeat-containing protein At3g22470, mitochondrial-like. Bases 246 to 2435 code for a protein of 729 amino acids. The record is from RefSeq and is a predicted model, not a curated record. Gene Ontology annotation, molecular function: protein binding. The transcript has 7 exons. NCBI's taxonomy places the organism in Eukaryota, Viridiplantae, Streptophyta, Magnoliopsida, Fabales, Fabaceae.
AGGGCAAACCCGUUACACUUAAGGGGCUUCAGGUCUACUUACCCUUCUUCUUCAAGUGAGACCCGCCGGCAACACUUCAACUUCAGUGUAAGGGUGUUUUUAAAACAUCUCUUUUUGUUCAACUAUAUAGCUUACCCGUGGUGGCGCACGGUGGGUUCUUCUAUCCUUUCCAUUUCCAAUGUCUUUUGCUUGUUCAGUUGUUUUAACCUUGGUGGCGCCAAUUGGCUAUUGACGGGGGUAUCUUCAUGUCGUUAAUAUCCUUUCUUGAGCGUGCUUUGAUCCGAAGCAAAGUGCACUCUCAACGGCAAUGCUUGAUUAGUUUGCACUCUUCUGCUUCUUCUGCAUUGAUGUCGGAAGACCACGUGUUUGAUGAAAGUCCAAAAAUUGAUGCAAAUUUUGUGGUUAAUAGGCCAGUAACACAUGUUUCUGGUACAAGGAUGGAGUUGUUUCCCUUAGUGGGUAGGAUUUUUAAAUCAUUGAAUUGGAGGGUGGCAAGAGAAAUAAGGUUUGGGGGAUGUGUUGAGAGUCAUGGGUUUUCCCAUUCAAUUAAUUGCUUUAGGAUUAUUGUUCAUACAUUUGCUUUGGCGGGGUUGCGUUUGGAAGUGUUUUCUUUGCUUAAGGAUGUUGUUGGGUACUGCAAUGGGGCCAAGUAUGAUACGUAUGAUUUAUUUUCAGCUUUUCUGGAUUCACCCAAUCAUGUGGAAAAAUUUGUUGUUGUGUUUGAUGAACUCAUAAAAGUGUUUGCAUCCAGUUCUAUGCUGGAAAAUGCCCUUGAUGUGUUUGUGAAUGCUAAGCGGAUCGGGCUUGAGCCUGAUAUAAAGGCUUGCAAUUUCUUGUUGAAAUGCUUAGUUGAAGCAAAUAGAGUGGAGUUUGUUAGACGAUUUUUUGAGGAAUUGAAAGACUGCGGUCCUUCACCUAAUAUCUACACCUAUACAAUCAUGAUGAACUUUUAUUGUGGAGAUGUUGGGUGCCAUGCAAAUAUGAGAAGGGCUGCUGAGAUUUUAGGAAAAAUAUAUCAGAGUGGGGAAAAGCCGACUGUUGUCACUUAUGGUACUUAUAUUUAUGGACUUUGUAAAGCUGGUUCCGUUGAGGUUGCUCUAAUGUUAAUUCGCAACUUGCACUAUAAAAACCAGCCUCUCAAUAGCCAUUGUUUUAAUGCUCUUAUUUAUGGAUGUUGCAAAAAAGGUGAAGUACAUGAGGCUUUGCAAGUUUUGGAAGAAAUGAAGAGCACUGGGACAUUACCAGAUGUUUAUAGCUACAGCAUCUUAAUUAAUGCAUUCUGCAAGAAUGGGGAUGCAAUUAAAGGUCUUGACAUGAUAAAGGAAAUGGAACUCUACCAGAUAAAACCAUCCACUGUCAGCUACACCUCCCUCAUCCAUUGUCUGUGCAAGAAGAAUCUUAUGCAAAACGCAGUGGAUAUAUUCCGUAGUAUUGGUGCUUCUGGUAAUAAAUAUGAUCAGUUUGUUUAUGAAAUUUUAAUUAAAGGAUUUUGCAUGCAAGGUGAUGUGGGUUCGGCCAUCAAGCUUUUGGAGGAGAUGUUGAACAAUAAUUUGGUUCCUACUUCUUUUAGUUACCGCAGUCUAAUUGGGGGAUGCUACAAACUGGGACUCUAUGACAAGGCAUUGGAAGUUUUUAAUAUCAUGCUACGAGAUGGUAUCUGGCCAGAUACUAUUGCUUGCAAUUGUAUGCUUAAUGUAUCCUGCAGGGAUGAUCGCCUCAAAGAAGCCUUGACACUGUUGGAGAACUUCGAAGAACAUGGAUUUAACCUAAACCAAUAUUCAUAUAAUGCCAUCAUCUACAAGCUUUGUAAAGAAAAUUAUCCAGAAAAAGCAUUGGAGGUCUUACCAAGAAUGCUUAAAAGGAAUGUACUUCCUGGAGUUGUUAAUUAUAGUACUCUUAUAUCUGGUUUUGCCAAACAGUUAAAUUUUAAAGGUGCUGUGAAGUUAUUCACAAGAAUGAUAAAAGUGGGGAACACUUUCAACACCAUCACAUAUACAAUUCUUAUUAGCAUUUUUAGUCGUAGAGGCAAAAUGCAUGAAGCAUAUGCCAUUUUUAAGGAAAUGAAAAAAAGGGGUUUGUGUCCAGAUGAAGUUUCAUAUACAACUUUAAUAGAUGGCUUUUGUAAAACUAAAGAAAUGAAAAAGGCCUGGGCAUUAUUUGAAGAAAUGUCAAAGGAAGGCUGUUUGCCAAAUGCAAUUACUUAUACUUGUUUGAUUCAUGGAUUUGGCAAGUCAGACCGGAUAGAUUUGGCUAUCUGGCUGUUUGAUGAAAUGAACAAAGCUGAAAUAAUUCCUGAUGUUGUAACUUACACUGUCCUCAUUUUUUGGUACUGGAACCAUGGGAACAUAGACGAGGCAUUUAGGGUAUAUGAUGAAAUGAAGGAAAAGGGUGUUUUGCCAGAUGAUAUAGUUCUUAAGAUUCUAGGCCUACUCUAGAUGGUGCAACUCAAGAAGGUUAUGCAGCUGUAUCAAAGCUUCCAUGAUAUCCAGCUGGAAUAAUCGGGAUAACAUUUUCCAAAAAGAGAAGAAUCUGCAGGUUGAAUAUAACAUCUGGUGCUGUUAUCCAAGGAAAACAUAUUGGGUGAUAAAAAGAGACAAAUUUGGUCAGGAAGAUGAAUUCACUUUCGGGGAAAAUGCUGAAUCAUCAUGCAGAAGUGGCUAAGUGGAAGUUGUAAAUACUGCAAAAAUGGAGGGCUAUAUGUAUGGUCUUGUAGUUGUAGUUGUAGACCUGUUAAGGAACACUUUGCCCAAGCAUGAUUGCGGCCAUUAUCAGCAUCUGGGUUCUUAGCCUGGUACUUGAGAAGGGUAUGCCUAGAUAGAUGUCCAUAAAUUAUUCCCAAAGAUGAAUUCAGCAUUUAAGGAUGAAUAUUGAAAUAAUAAUUAUGUUGUUCGUGGAAAGCAAGCUUCAUCUCUCACUUUGGGAGAUCUUAUCUUCAGCUCACACCACCAUGGCCUUGAGAUGGGAACAAUUGAUGAGAUGACACAUCAGGAAAGAGAAUGAACAAUACUAAACAAAAUCUGGAGGACAAAGAUUGUCGAACUAUUUCUCUGGUUAGAUUCUGUGACCAACUUCACUUUCUUCAUUUUGUUAACAGAAAUGAGAUUUUAUGGGCCAACCACCCCAGAUACAUUUUUUUUCUCUACAGCAUUAUGUUUCACCCUUUUAUGUCUCUGAAGGGGAAUGUUAUGUGUGCUUUAGUAAGAAUGAAAAGGGAAGUAGAAGGCAAUGGAGUGAACAUUGACAAGGUGCAGAUGGCUUUCGGGGAAAGAACCAACGCAAAUGUGAUUGGGAAAACGCGAAAUUUGUUGAUUCUUGGGCCGUUGUUCUAGUUAUAAUCUUUUUUUUGGGCGAAUGUUGAAUGAAAUAUGUUCAAGAGGUGUAUGAAUGGGGGAUUAUUCCUGUAUCUACAUAAUUUUUUCAAAGGUACGGGAAUGGGUGAGCUUUGUUGGGGAAUUAUAUUUAAUGAAAUUUUGAAUAUUUAUAAUAAAAUUAACUAAUACUAAUUACUGUUUUACAAC